Messenger RNA from Syngnathus typhle (broad-nosed pipefish), 6251 nucleotides. It is a transcript of the gene nlgn2a, whose product is annotated as neuroligin 2a. Lineage: Eukaryota; Metazoa; Chordata; Actinopteri; Syngnathiformes; Syngnathidae. Gene Ontology annotation, biological process: neuron cell-cell adhesion; postsynaptic membrane assembly; synaptic vesicle endocytosis. The record is from RefSeq and is a predicted model, not a curated record. The transcript is spliced from 9 exons. Gene Ontology annotation, molecular function: signaling receptor activity; neurexin family protein binding. The coding region runs from base 1120 to 3588 and encodes 822 amino acids. Gene Ontology annotation, cellular component: cell surface; postsynaptic specialization membrane; synapse.
UUCCUUUAACAACAUCUGAUAUCACAAAGGAGCAAAUGCGAGUGGCUGAUGGCGCUGGAAAGAAGAAAAAUAUAAGCGAUUCCUCAGCCCGAAUGGUUUCCAUCCGCCCAAAGGAUGCUGAGGCUGGAUCACACGCUGUCGUAUUGAGGUCAUAGGCAAGCGUUGCCAUGGCGACCCGCUCUCGCUCGGGAGGAGGACACUGCGGCGCGUGCACCGCACGGCGGGGGCGUGCCCAGCGAAGACGCGCACGUCACGGGGGCGCGAGCCGAGGCGGUUCACCUCAGCGGCAGGCAAGGACUGACCGCGAGUCGUUCAGGAAACUGCACAGAAUUCUUUUGGACCCUUGUGGCGUUCCGUCCUAGAAAUUGGCGACGACAACGACGACGUGGCAAAACCGAGCUGAAGCCGAAUUGAUUGCAGGUGGCUGCUCGGCGAUGCAUCCGCAGACGCGUCCACGCCGCUCGGCGGUUCUGUUGUGGCUCGACCGGGCCUCAAAUUAUUGAGCCCGAUGUGGACCCAGCUGCUAGGCGGUGAAACGAUGAACGAAUGUGCUGCCGUCUUGCUGGAGGAGACGACGGAGGCUGAGCGUGCACGGAUACGUAGAGCCUCCUGCUGAUUAUCCCCAUUUUUUUUUUUUUUUUUAGACCCAGUUUGUGUAUGGGUUCAGUCUCCGGUGUCAUUAGCCCGGUUCGACUCAAGAAGGGAGGGACUGCUCUCAUUUUUUUUUUUACUGGUGGAUUCAUCUCCCCCUCCUUCAUUUCUAAAAAAAAAAAAAAAAUUGGACUUUUAUUUUUUCUAGUCAAUUUAUAAACGCUUCUGCUUGAAUGGACUUUUUGGCAAGCGGAGGACACAAUCCGAGGGGACCAGAAAGGACAUCAGUGAGAACCUGGCUCUCCACCAGCACCUGGGGAUCCCAAAUUAACAGGACAGGACACAGAGGGAUGGAACGUAACAGAACCACGGCUCGGGAAGCGACUUUGGAUCGUAUUCAGCACUGACGUGGCAGAGGCCCGCCCUCCGAAAUCCUGCCGCACCCCCUUCCACAUGACCUUCACGGGGCGGCGCUUGUUGAGUCUGUCACCCUUGGACUUCUACGUUUUGAUUAUUCACUGAGCAGCCAUGCUUUUAUUUCUACUUGCAAGUGAAGGAAAAAGACAAAAGUCCCUAAUGGCAGACUGGUGCAUGCACUUGGGCCUCACCCUCCUCUUAAAUGCGGCCUGCGGUCAAAAGGUGGAGCCCCCCAAGCAUCCCGUAGUCACCACAAACUACGGCAAGCUCCGAGGGAUCAAGAAAGACCUCAACAACGAGAUCCUGGGCCCGGUGGAGCAGUACCUGGGCGUGCCCUACGCCACCGCGCCCAUCGGGGACCGGCGUUUUCAGCCGCCCGAAGCCCCGGGCUCGUGGCAGGAGAUCCGCAACGCCACUCAGUUUGCCCCCGUGUGCCCCCAAAAUGUUCACGGGGUGCUGCCCGAGAUCAUGCUGCCUGUUUGGUUCACGGACAACCUGGACGUAGCGGCCGGGUACAUCCAGAACCAGAGCGAGGACUGCCUCUAUCUCAACGUCUACGUGCCCACUGAGGAUGGUCCGCUCACAAAAAAACACGAUGAAUCUGCAGCCAACAAGCCUCGAGACGAAGAUAUUCGCGACCGCAGAAAGAAGCCGGUGAUGCUCUUCAUUCACGGCGGCUCGUACAUGGAAGGCACCGGAAACAUGUUUGACGCCAGCGUCCUUGCCGCCUACGGCAACGUCAUUGUGGUGACUAUGAAUUAUCGUCUUGGUGUGCUGGGUUUCCUCAGCACCGGCGACCAGUCGGCCAAAGGCAACUACGGCCUCCUGGAUCAGAUUCAGGCACUGCGCUGGCUCAACGAGAACAUCGGUCACUUUGGCGGCGACCCGGAGAGGAUCACUAUUUUUGGAUCGGGAGCUGGAGCAUCCUGCGUCAACCUCCUCAUCCUCUCACACCACUCGGAGGGCCUUUUCCACAGGGCCAUUGCCCAAAGUGGUACGGCCAUCUCCAGCUGGUCCGUCAACUACCAGCCCCUCAAGUACACUAAAAUCUUGGCUCGCAAGGUGGGCUGCACCUACUCCGAGACGGCCGACCUGGUGGACUGCCUGAGGCGCAAGAACUUCAGGGAGCUGGUGGACCAGGACAUCCAGCCGGCUCGCUACCACAUCGCCUUCGGCCCCGUGGUGGACGGCGACGUGGUGCCAGACGAUCCCGAGAUCCUCAUGCAGCAGGGGGAGUUCCUCAACUACGACAUGCUGAUUGGCGUCAAUCAAGGCGAGGGGUUGAAGUUUGUCGACGACAGCGAGGACAACGACGGCAUCUCGGCCGCGGCGUUCGACUACACCAUCUCCAACUUUGUCGACAACCUCUACGGAUACCCCGAGGGAAAAGACAUCCUGAGGGAGACCAUUAAGUUCAUGUACACAGACUGGGCGGACAGGGACAAUGGCGACAUGCGGCGCAAGACCUUGCUAGCGCUGUUUACGGACCACCAGUGGGUGGCGCCGGCUGUGGCCACCGCCAAGCUCCACGCCGAGUUCCAGUCGCCUGUUUACUUUUACACCUUCUACCACCACUGCCAGACCGAGACGCGGCCCGAGUGGGCCGACGCCGCCCACGGAGACGAGAUACCGUAUGUUUUCGGAGUGCCCAUGAUCGGUGCCACCGACUUGUUCCCGUGUAACUUCUCCAAGAACGAUGUGAUGCUCAGCGCCGUCGUCAUGACCUACUGGACCAACUUCGCCAAGACCGGGGAUCCCAACUUGCCGGUCCCGCAAGACACCAAAUUCAUCCACACCAAGCCCAAUCGCUUUGAAGAAGUCAUCUGGACCAAGUUCAACUCCAAGGACAAGCAGUACCUCCACAUCGGCUUGAAACCUCGCGUCAGAGACAACUACAGAGCCAACAAGGUGGCCUUCUGGUUGGAGUUAGUCCCGCAUCUCCAUAAUCUGCACGACGAGCUCUUUUCAACCACCACUCGCUCACCCCCCGGCCCGGGCCCAGGCACCCCCAGAACCAGAACUACGGGCCCGCGCACCACCCACCGCCCUUACCCUACCUUCUCGUACGACCCGGAGCCCGACAGUUCGGAGCGUCCGCCCCCGGUGCUCUUCCCCGGCGACACCCGCGACUACUCCACGGAGUUGAGCGUGACGGUAGCGGUGGGAGCGUCCCUCCUCUUCCUCAACAUCCUGGCCUUCGCCGCCCUCUACUACAAGCGCGACAAGCGGCACGAGAUGCGACGCCACCGGCUCUCCCCCCAGCGGGGCGGUACCGCCAACGACCUGGCUCACAGCCAGGAGGAGGAGAUCAUGUCCCUGCAGAUGAAGCAUUCCGAGCACGACGCUCACCACGACAUGGAGCCCCUGCGGCCCCACGACAUCCUGCGGCCCGCCUGCCCGCCCGACUACACGCUGGCGCUGCGCCGGGCUCCGGACGACGUGCCUCUGAUGACCCCCAACACCAUCACCAUGAUCCCCAGCACCAUCACGAGCAUGCAGCCCCUUCACGCCUUCAACACCUUCCCCAGCACAGGUCAUAACAACACUCUGCCCCACCCCCACUCCACCACCAGGGUAUAGUAGGCGCUGAGCCAACACAGCAGCGCCACCCACAGGCCAGGAAGACUGGCUGUGCUUCGAACAACCUACAAAGGGGGAGGGACUUCUGGACCCGUGACUCUCCGAGGACAUCUCCACCACCUCCGAAUCACGCCGCCCGGCUCAAGAGUGUGCGGCGUAGCGGGCGAGCUGUGCGUUUCGGGCCAAACGGCUCUUCUCAAAAAGUGUCGGGAUGUUUUUCCAAGCAGCCAUUUCUUGAAGGGAACUCUCGCCUUUUUUUUCCCCCCCUCAUUUGAAUUAUUCUUAAGUAUCAUGGCGUCGCCUACUGUUUCAUCCCCUAAUGUGUUUUUGGUUUUUUUUCUGACAUCGGUAUCUGCUUUUCCCAAACCCUUUUCCAGUGUUUGUAAAAGAGGGGUGGGGUCAACUAUGAAAAGUUUCUGUAUCGUAUACUUUGAUUCAACCAGCAUUCUCGGUGCCAAGUUAGUGUUUGCAUACUCAUGAAGGGCAAAAAAGAAAACGUUGAAGAAAAAAAAUACACAAUAUUUAUUGUCCACUAACAAAAUGUGUUCUCAUGACAAAGUGCCAAACUGGCCCUUGAUUGUGCUUUUUGUUUCUUUCACUGCUUGUGUCUUGUUCAGUUUUUUUUUUGUUUGUUUUUUUAUGUGAAAUUGCAUUUUGUUGAAAAUAUAGAUAUAGAGAAAGUAUAUACAGAAAAAAUAUAUCGUUGUAUAUGUGUACAAAGGAGAAAGUCUAUAAUUGGGUAUUUUGCGCUAGGGGAUUUAUGCAUGAAUUUUAUUCAAAGGAGGGUCAUGGGUAUGGGAGGGGGGGAGGGGGACAAUACAGUCGCACAUUUCCCCCAAGCCGACAAAAGCGCUUCACCUCCCUACAUCAAUUGGAGAAAAAAAAAAAAAGCGUGAACGCGGUCGUCAUCUCGCCCGUCCGUCUCUGGCGUGGAUUUUCAUUUCUUGUUUGCUUCAAGGUCCAACUUAAAGAGUGUGCGUGAUAUCGUCGCGUGUUUUCACCAUAACUCGGCUCUUCUAUUUACCCCACCCUGACCUUGGAAGGUCAAACCAAACUUAAAAUGCCAACUCUUAAGCACACGGGUGGGUCGGCCUGCCAGGAGUAAAACAAACGGGGGGAAACCUUAAAGCAAGUUGUCCCGAUUUUAUUUCCCUCCCUUUUUGUCACCGGUGCUGUCGUAGCUCGUGUGCUAGCUUUUAGCCCGUUUCUUUGAUUCCUUCUUUGUUGUAUUCUGAUCCACGAAGGGGUGGCGGAGGUCGCCACCUCACCGAGCGCUGGAGUUUUGCAAGACACGUCGUGCACAAUGUGGAAGAGAGAGAGAGAGCGAAAGCGCCUUUAUGGUGGAGUCGGUGAUGACUGCCGUGGAAAAAAAGAGACUUUGGAGGAAGCCUUAAAUCACAAAAGGCGGACACGCUGAGCUGACAUUUUAAGGCAUGGCCAGCUUUGUAUCUUCUCCGUUUGCCAAGAUGAAACUUUUGCUAGGAUGUUCGAUCCACGCUUUUGUACCCCCGUGAGGUCAAAGUCGGUGAGGGGGCGGGCCACGAGGCGAACGGACUGCGACGCUACCUGAAGCAGGAAAAAAAAAAAAAAAAACUGCGCUCCGGGCUGUUCUUCUUGUCAAUUUUAUAAACUGCCACUGGAAUCAGACUUGCAUUGUGCAAAGAAGACGUGAGAUGGCUAAAGGGACUUCCGCAGACACAAAUGAAUUAAAAAGUGUACAUUUUUAAAUGUAAGAAUCAACCAGAUGAAAUAUUUGUAAAUAUUAAGUUUCUUGAUCGGUUUUUUUUUCCCCCCUUUGUUUUUUUUUGUUUUUUUAGGGGGAGUGACUGAACAAAAUGCCCAGAUUAUGUGAUAACCUUUGACAACAGGUGCAGUUUGCAAACUUUGUGCUACUUUGUUUUGUCUUGUUCUCAUCGCAUUUUUGACCAUUCUGUAGCAUCCAGACACUGUAGCAGAAAUUCAUCAUGCUGGUUUUCCAAUUCAAUUUCAAAAUCUUAUUUGCCGACAAGUUUAAUUGCCACUUUCAUAUUAUUUUUAUGUGUUCACUUUAAAAUGACAUACACGAUGUGCUGAGUACAUACAUUGAUGUGAAAGUAAAAAUUAGCCAUGUUUUUUUUUUUUUGCCCCACAAAAUGGGAAGUGAAAGGAACCCGCCAUUGGUUCACGGUGCGACAAGGCCCUCGAUUAGCUCACUUCACAUGUUUACAUGAAGCCACUUUAAUGUGGGUCCGACAUGAGGGCUUUGAUACCAUAAGAUGCCUCACACACUCACGUGAUUACGAUCAUACAGCGAAACUGUCAGCACACAAUUGCCUGUUCGAGUUUAUUAUGAUGCUACUAGUCAAGCAAAGUCAUUUGUUUGAAGGCAAUGGCACACACAAGCACACAAUAGCAAACACACACAGGCACAUGAACUUCCUGCUCCGAUUCCAAAGCAAAGUUGCACCUGUUGUCUAUUUUUUUCUCCUUGUCUUUUUUUUUUUUAUUAUCGGAAACCCAAGAUUUGACAAGAAAACAUUUUAGAGUGGCAUUUUGAGAAAAAAAAAGGUGCUAAAACUUAGAGAAAAGUAUUAAGGUGAUAAUCUUUCUGUUUACUUUAGAAGUUAUUAUCCACUGUAUGCUGUGAUACUGAUCUGGAAAACAUUAAAGUCAUUCAUAGCCAG